AGCAUUGCUUCUGAUCAGAAGAAGAUCCCGGAAGAGACCAAAUCAGAAGCAGAAGCUAUCUACCACAAGGCCGAGUUAGACUGUUUGGGUGGAGUAGCUUGCAGCUCUAGUGCUGGCAGUCGCUUGGUCGAUCGAUCAAACUGCGUAAGUAGCUAGCGCGGGAGCAAAUCUGUGUGUCUACAUAUAGCUAGGUAUAUAUAGCGAUCGAUAGAUCGAUUGGUCAUGGAGGCACUGAGCGGGCGGGUGGGGGUGAAGUGCGGGCGGUGGAACCCGACGGCGGAGCAGGUGAAGGUCCUGACGGAGCUGUUCCGCACGGGGCUGCGGACGCCGAGCACGGAGCAGAUCCAGCGCAUCUCCACUCACCUCAGCGCGUUCGGCAAGGUGGAGAGCAAGAACGUCUUCUACUGGUUCCAGAACCACAAGGCCCGCGAGCGCCACCACCACAAGAAGCGCCGCCGCGGCGCCUCCUCCCCCGACAGCGGCAGCAACGACGACGACAGCCGCGCCACCGCCCACGAGGCCGACGCGGACCUCGUCCUGCAGCCUCCCGAGAGCAAGCGGGAGGCCAGAAGCUACGGCCACCAUCACCGGCUCUUGACAUGCUACGUGAGGGACGUGGUGGAGACGGAAGCGAUGUGGGAGCGGCCGACGAGGGAGGUGGAAACGCUGGAGCUAUUCCCUCUCAAGUCGUAUGACCUCGAGGUGGACAAGGUCCGGUACGUGAGGGGCGGCGGCGGCGGCGAGCAGUGCAGGGAAAUCUCGUUCUUCGACGUCGCGGCCGGCCGGGAUCCGCCGCUGGAGCUCAGGCUCUGCAGCUUCGGUCUGUAGAUCGACGCGUGCUUACAUGCCACGAUGCAGCUUGCCGCGAUUGUACCUGCAGCUGGACUUAUCGCUGUACGCAACUACGCAUCUGCCUAGUUCUUGGCUCGAUCUAGCUACCCCACAUCAAAAGGAGUACGUACGAGAUGUCGUGAGAUACGGCAUGUGUUGUGGGAAAGACCCUUGUUUGCAUGCAGUAUCUGGGAGGAUCAGGAAAGAGCACGCAGACGAGAUUUCCAUUGCCUUUUCCUUGGUCUUACCAUCAUGCGAUGUACUUCUACUUUUGCUCUUUUCUGCUACAUGGAUAUACUAACAUGGUCACUGCUGAUAUAUGAUAUAUCCAUUAUAAUUAUUCC
Molecule: messenger RNA, 1175 nt
Organism: Oryza brachyantha (malo sina)
Lineage: Eukaryota; Viridiplantae; Streptophyta; Magnoliopsida; Poales; Poaceae
Product: WUSCHEL-related homeobox 9
Exons: 2
Coding region: 223-828 (201 amino acids)
Biological process (GO): plant organ development
Molecular function (GO): DNA binding; DNA-binding transcription factor activity
Source: RefSeq, a predicted model, not a curated record